UUUUGACACUUGACACUGACAGUUCUUGUCAGGGUUAAAUGUACAUAUAUGAAAUGUAUACCAGAUAUCAAUAAGAAUAAUUAAAAUAUGUAAUUUUUUAACCACAAUUAUUAAAUAAAGGAUUAAAAUAUGGCUGCUGCUAGUAGUGAAGAUUCGCCAACAACACCUGCUACACCUCUUAAUAGUUCUCUCGUUAUGGAGAGGAACGAUAAUAGAUCAAGAUCACCUUCGUUGUCAUCUGUAAAUAGUUUUCAGUGGACAAGUCUUUUGAUUUCAAAGCCAAGUUCAAAGAAGGGAAGAUUGAAAAAAGGAAAAGGUCGAGAUCCUGUAGUCAUUGAAAGGAGUAAUUUAGUUAACAUAAGUAAGCUGGUGGUAAAAGAGUUAAUAGAACAAUCCUUGAGAUAUGGAAGAAUGCUCGAUUCGGAUCAUAUGCCUCUCCAGCAUUUUUUCAUAGUAUUGGAACAUGUACUGCGACAUGGACUCAGGCCUAAGAAGGGUUUAUUAGGUCCUAAGAAAGAAUUAUGGGAUAUUUUACAAAUGGUUGAAAAGUAUUGUCCAGAAGCACAAGAUAUUACAGCUAGUGUUAGAGAUUUACCUACUGUUAGGACGCAUAUGGGUAGAGCAAGAGCUUGGUUACGAAUAGCUUUAAUGCAAAAGAAAUUAGCAGAUUAUCUCAAAGUGUUAAUUGAUCACAAAGAUGAAGCUUUAGUGGAGUAUUUUGAACCUGACGCUUUGAUGUUGAGCGACGAAGCUAUUAUAAUAAUUGGUCUCCUUGUUGGUUUGAAUGUCAUUGACUGCAAUCUCUGUGUUAAGGAGGAAGAUUUAGACUGUCCUCAAGGAGUAAUCGAUUUCUCUUUAUAUUUGAGGUCUUCGAACCAUGUGUCUAUCGAUUCUUCAAAUGAAGAGACAGGAGAUGCCAUGAUUACCGUUUUAGAUCAAAAAAAUUAUAUUGAAGAACUUAAUAGGCAUUUAAAUGCUACUGUUGCAAAUCUUCAAGCCAAAGUCGAAUCAUUAACCACCACAAAUGCCCUAAUGAAAGAAGAUUUAGCAAUAGCGAAAAAUAACUUAUUGGCAUUGUACGAUGAAAAUCGGCAAUUAAGAUACGAGUUCGGCAAAGAUCCUGAUAGUUAUGCAGCGGGAAUUAGCGGAGCUCAAAUAACGAAAGUAGAAGAAAAAGAUUCAAAGGAACCAACGACCAAAGUUGUUUCCAGUGAAGUACACGAGUUAAAACAGAGAUUAGAAGAAGAAAGAAAAUUGAGAAAAGAGGCUGAUAAUGAACUAGAAAUACAAAUGUGUAUGAAAGCUGAGAUGGAAGUAGCUAUGAAAUUAUUAGAAAAAGAUAUUCACGAAAAACAAGAUACAAUAAUAUCGUUGAGGCGACAAUUAGACGACAUUAAGUUGAUUAAUUUAGAAAUGUAUAAAAAACUUCAGGAAAGCGAAGCAUCUCUAAGGCAUAAAACUGAAUUUAUAACAAAGCUAGAGGCUAAAGCACAAUCUAUGACAGAAACAUUAAAAACACUCGAAAAUAAGUACCGAGAGAGCGAAUCAAACCGAGUGACCGCCGAACAAUUAAAACGUGAAGUAGAUAUUCAAGCAGCUCAAGUAGAAGAACAAGCUUCAAAUGUCGAAGGAGAUUUAAAAGUUGAAAGGGAAUGGAGAGUUUCUUUACAAAACGCGAUGCAGCAAGACAGAGAAAGGAUAUCUAAACUGCAAGUUGAAAAUGGACAGCUCAAGUUAAUUGCACAGAAAUAUGCUCAGCUUCAGGAAGAAUACUAUACCUUAAAAGAUCAAUGGCUCGAACAAGAACAUACACUCGAAGAAUUAGGUGGACAAUUAAGAGAAUCGAAACUCCAAAUAUCCGAUUUGAGGGAGGAAGUGAAUAAAUCGCGUCCGGAAGGAGCUUGGGCCAAAGAUAAUAGUACAACCAACUGCAAUGCAUGUAAUAAAGAAUUUAAUCUAACUAGGCGGAAACACCACUGUCGAAAUUGUGGCGAAAUAUUUUGUCACGCUUGCUCUGACAAUACAAUGCCACUUCCUUCGUCUGCAAAGCCUGUACGCGUAUGUGAUGAUUGCCAUCUUCUUUUAUUGGGCAGAACGACUACUGUGAUG
This is a messenger RNA of Psylliodes chrysocephalus, 2109 nucleotides long. NCBI's taxonomy places the organism in Eukaryota, Metazoa, Arthropoda, Insecta, Coleoptera, Chrysomelidae. The record is from the annotation of a GenBank genome assembly.